CCAAUGCGCAUUCCGCUGCAGACCGCCGGCCGAGGCAGUCGGUUCAUUAAUAAUCUCUAACAGAAUUGUGGAUUGGGAGUGGGAAAUCGGCGAAUCGCCAAAAUAAACAAGCCACCAACCAACUAGCCGCUAACUGUUCAGAAUCCGAGUCGCGUUCGCUAAUUGCUUUGUUUUCAUUCUGGUUUUUCUGUGCAGUCCGUAACCGAAACUGAAACCAAAACCAAAGUCAAAACCAUUCCGAAGCCGAAAAAGUUUUUUUUAUCGCGAGUUUCGACCUCGACGUGAAAGUUUCCAGCGCUGCGUGCACCAGAGUGCCAUGGCGAAUGUGAGGAUUGUGGAGUCCAAGCUGGACAUUUUUCAGGCCCCGCAGACCCAUUCCUUGGCCCAUGCGGUGGAGUCAUCCUUUGUGGCCGAAAGGGGAUCUUUGAAUUGGCAAUUUGGUCUGAUCUACGGAGAUGUGGAUGAGCUUAGGCAGCGGAGGGUUUCCCGGGGAAACUGUGCCGUGUUGGAGCAUAAUUCCCGAUUUAUAUACUACCUGGUCACCAAAUCGAAUCUCUACGAAACGAGCACUUAUGACGAUGUCCAGGCGGCUUUGAUCUGUAUGCGCGAACAUAUGCGCAACCACGAGAUCACUAAAGUGGCCAUGCCCCGAAUUUGCUGCGGCAGAGACGGCCUCGAUUGGCGGCAAGUGAAGCGCUUGGUGCAACAGACUUUUUCCCAGAGCGAGUAUCCCAUUGAGAUUCUCAUCUGUGAACACGACGACAUGUCCAAGGAGCUGGCUGCUCCCAAGUGUCAGAUUACGGAGGCCAGGGGAAAUCUAUUCAGCGCCCCGGAGAACUAUGCAUUGGUGCACUCCGUCAGCGCGGAUUUCGCCAUGUGUGCUGGCAUUAACCUUCAGUUCCGCUGCAAGUUUGGCCAAGUGGAUGAGCUGAAGCGACAGAACAGACACACCGGAAAUGUUGCAGUCUUGGAACAGGAUGGCCGGUACAUCUACAACCUGGUGACCAAGGAGCGCAGUCACGAAAAGUGUACCUACACUGCUCUCUAUUAUGCAUUGUUGGCCAUGCGAGAACAUAUGAGGGAGCAUGGAGUAACAAAGUUGGCCAUUCCUCGACUUGGUUGCGGCAUCGAUCGCUUAGAUUGGUUGCGCGUGCGCAGUUUGCUGGAUUUGGUGUUCGCCGAGGAUAAUGUGGAUAUCAUAGCCUUCUUCUACACUCCACCACAAAUGGUCAAGGAUACAAUGAACGUUGUUUGCCCCACCUGUCGACACAUGAAGACCAUCCAGUUGCCAUCGAGAUCUGUCAGCGGAUCCAGGAAUUCUCUGCAUCGCGAAAAGACACCUUUCUGAAUGCAAUGGGAAAUCUGUGUAUAGACAUCUUCAACUCGAAAUUGUUUUACUUGGGACUUGUGGCACCGAAUGCACCAAAUACUUAUAUAGCUUUUAAGAACUUACACCUAAGAGCUCUUAUGGCACGGAUAUUGUAUAUUUUUUGGGUAUUUAUACUGUAUGAACACUAAUAAACGAAACACGCCCUUGAGAGGGUAUUAACUAA
Molecule: messenger RNA, 1553 nt
Organism: Drosophila ficusphila
Lineage: Eukaryota; Metazoa; Arthropoda; Insecta; Diptera; Drosophilidae
Gene: Targ2
Exons: 5
Coding region: 317-1348 (343 amino acids)
Biological process (GO): peptidyl-glutamate ADP-deribosylation
Source: RefSeq, a predicted model, not a curated record